AUGGUUGGAGCGUGUACGGAUUCAAUGCCUCCAUUCAGGGGUCAGGCGCCCAAACCCCCGUCGGCUCCGGCGUCCGUCAUCGAGACGAAGCCGCCCCCGACGGCGUCGGCGGCGCCUGAGAUCAAGCCCAGCAAGACCGGCGCCGCUAAGAGCUCCGACAAGAAGGCGGCGCCCAGCGUGGCGCCCGCGCCGCCGCCCAAGAAGCCCCAGGCGGAGGCCAAGCCGGCGCCCGCGCCCGCGCCCGCGCACGUCGCCAUCGUGUCCAGCGUGGUGGAGGUCCGCGGCGGCCCCGCCCCGCCGCCCGCGCCGCCCUCCAGCGUGGUGGAGGUGCGUGGCCCCGCCAGCGUCGUCGCCAGCAAGGUGGAGGUGCGCGAAGGCAACACCAAGGUGAUCAACCUGAAGCCCAGCUCCAAGUUCCACAAGAACCGCGCGUCGGCGGAGGCGGCGCGCCCCAAGGCGGGCAACUCGGCGGCGCCGGCCGCGCGCCCGCGCCCCACGCCCACGGCGCAGGGCCCGCGCAUCCUCAAGACGGCGGCGCCCUCGCUGGGCCACAAGCGGCCCGCGCCCGCCCUCGGACCCCCGCCCGCCGGCUCGCCGGCACGAGGAGACGUUUGCUCAUUUACGGGAGAGGGUGUGGUAACGCCCGCGGUGGUCCGUCGGCAGGUGGCGUUGCCGCUGGAGCAGCUGUUCGCGUCGCAGCCGACGCUGCAGCGCGCGUCGCGCCGCCCGGCGCCCGCGCCCGCCUUCUCGUCGCGCUUCCACCGCAACCGCGCGCAGGACGAGGACGCGGAGCCCGCCACGCGCAAGCCCACGCCCGCCCCCGCGCCCGCGCCCGCCCCCGCGCGCAGCGCCCGCCCGCAGCCCGCGCAGACGCUGCGCCCUUCCGCUCGCAAGAACGGGAAAGAUGAAGAAAUGCUACGCCAUUUACAGAAAUGGGACGGUGACAUUCCUCUUCCAGAUGUACUUGGUGAUUGGUAG
This is a messenger RNA of Gryllus bimaculatus (two-spotted cricket), 978 nucleotides long. NCBI's taxonomy places the organism in Eukaryota, Metazoa, Arthropoda, Insecta, Orthoptera, Gryllidae. The record is from the annotation of a GenBank genome assembly.